GAAGCGUUAGGUUUGGCUCACAUACGUCGCAUGUGUACGUAGCAAACGCGGCGCGUACGUUUAGACAUUCGCCCGUCCGUCCGUACGUAGUUUAAGUUCGUUUAGUUGUUGUCAGUUGGUCCUUUAAUCUCCGCAACUGCAGACGCGUGAACAGCUGUGCCGUGUCGCGGUGUUGUCUAAAAUUAAAAUCGGUCCGAACGGUGGUUGGUUGGUUUACGCACGUUUCGCCGUUUAAGUUCGCGUCUCGAAACGGUGCGCACCGUCAUCAGAGAUAAACCGAGCCGCUCGCGUCUACGUAUCCUACGGGAAAUUUAUGUGCAAAUCUGAACGACCUGCUCCCUUAUGCGAGAUCGCCGGAGUAACUUCACCAAAGAGUACAUAAAUAAUAUCGUCAAUCCACUAGGAAGUAGACCGGCAAGACCGACAGAUAUCGCGCGUGCCAACGACGAACGCGUGGCCACUGUCACUGAGCCCGCUGAAGAACUCCCGAAGAACAUGCUAAUGCCUAGUGCGAGCAUAGCCUCGCCGGAAGGUGACACCUUGGGAUUAACUGGAUUGGGUGUUUUGAGUACCGCCGGUACUUUGAACGGUACCGGUAUCCAAAACAAGGACACCACGUGGACGAAAUUGUUCGUCGGUGGACUACCGUACCACACAACCGAUAAGUCAUUGAGGGAUCAUUUCGCGGUCUACGGCGAAAUCGAAGAAGCAGUGGUAAUCACCGAUAGACAAACAGGGAAAAGCAGAGGAUACGGAUUUGUCAUAAUGGGCGACAGAGCAUCGGCUGAGAGAGCCUGUAAGGAACCGAAUCCAAUAAUAGAUGGAAGAAAGGCCAACGUAAAUUUAGCUAUUCUUGGAGCCAAACCCAGAGGAAAUGUACCCACUGGCUUCCCAUUUCCAAGCGUGAGAACUGCAGCUUAUCAAACCCUGCUCCCCAGCCAAUAUGGAGUACCUCCCGGCUACAUGUACCAGUCGCCCUAUUUGGCAGCUACCGCUCCAGGAAGCUUGGUACCAUUGCCGACAACGCAGCUGUCACACGCGGCUGCCGUGGCAGCUGCUGCAACUACACAAUUCUACGAGUACCAGAACGCAGCCGCCGUAGCUGCAGCCGCAGCUGCUCCAUACACUGGCCAAUACGCCAACGGCUUCGAUGCAUAUACACCUUACACUGGAGCUGCGGGUGCUGCCAACUAUAUGCCAUAUACCUACGCGGCUUUGCCGCAGACACCCGGUAUACCAGCGGGAGCAACCGCGGGUGCUUUCCCGGGUAUUCCGUAUCAAACGGCGGCGGCACAAGCGACUACCCUACAGGAAGCUAGACUGCAGUGAGAGCAGUGGUUUUGUAGCGGUACAAGUCAACGAUGGCAGUGAUUGAGCAGAACAUUUUAGUAAAAAUUAUUUAAUUUGGUUAGUUUGAUUUAAAAGUACUGAUAGAUUACGAAAUUCAAAAAAUCGGAUCAAUUCAGGCGACACUUAAAUCGAAAGAUCUGCAAAAAAACGAUUAGUUUAGGAAGUUUCGUAUAGUUUAUUUAAAUAUUAGUGAAUAAAUUCCAAUAAUUAGUUACCAAAAGUAAUAAUUUUUUUAAUGCUCAAUAAGUAAUAGAACCUUAAUAUAUUCAUAGACUUCAUUGCUAAUCUUUUGCGGACCGUUUGUUUGUUAAUGCUGCAAAAGAAAGUGCAAUAGUUCUGUAAAAUUAUUUAAAAACUGAUUAGGGAUUCUUUAAAUAAUGUAUAGUUCUAGUCCCCUAUGUAACAUUAUAAUAUAGUACUUAAAUAUUUAUAAUAUAAUAAUCAGAAUAUCAAUUUGGUUUAAAUAGUUAUCGACUUAUUACAUGUAUAUUACAAAUAUACCAUUUAAGCUGCUGCGUUGAUCGUAAUAGAUUACAAAAUUUAUUUAUUUUUUACAUUUUCACGUCUUCAAUAAAUAACGCAAGUUAAUAUUUUGAUAACGCCAAGCAGUAGUACAUAUUUGUACUUAAAUCAAUCAUUAAAAAUAAUAUAUACACAGGGUCGUAGCAUCUUAGUAUAUUAAAACUACUUAUCUCAAAAGAAUGCAAAAUCUUAUAUACUAUGUGCAUUCAGUGCCUUUCUGCAUGGAAAUAGUAUAUGCUGACAAAAUCGAUAUUUUUCAUUGCUAGUCGAAGAUUUUGGGGUCAAAAUCGUUUUCCGUCCAAUUAUAGUAAACAAUUAAUUGAACAGCCAACCCGUUAGUGAUCAUCCCAAACUAAGUGGUUGUGAAACUAUAAGUGUAUCUUAUCGGCAUUGUGAAAAUGUAAAUACCAUUUUAAAAUACCACAAAAUAUGAGUAGCGAAUUAUUAUAUUUUUCUUUAAUUUUCAAACACGGCUCAGUAUAACUCGGGCAGCAUCUUCAUUACAACUGUUUAAAAACCAUGACGUUUAGUAUUAAGAUUGUUAUUUUUCAACCUAAAAUUAUUUUUUACUAAAAAUAAGUUACAAAAUUAUUGUAAUCAUUUAAAUAAAUAUUUCUAAAUAAACUGA
Molecule: messenger RNA, 2500 nt
Organism: Cylas formicarius (sweet potato weevil)
Lineage: Eukaryota; Metazoa; Arthropoda; Insecta; Coleoptera; Brentidae
Product: RNA-binding protein 24-B-like
Exons: 6
Coding region: 343-1329 (328 amino acids)
Cellular component (GO): cytosol
Molecular function (GO): RNA binding
Source: RefSeq, a predicted model, not a curated record